ACUCUGGGUAAAGACUCCGCACAGGUUCCAAUGGUAAAAUGGCUGAGAAAGCGAAGCUCGAAGGCAGGGUUAGAAUAGGACACUACGUCCUCGGAGACACCCUGGGAGUUGGCACCUUUGGAAAAGUAAAGAGUUAAGUGCGCUUUUCGUUUAUUACGCUGUAUUUGCAUGCCAAAGUGUAAUACCGCGUGUAUUAACAAGGAUUAUAAUACUAAAAUGUGACGGUUGCAGACUACGUCGUUUGUGUAGCGUAGCCUUGAGAGAAGCUAGAUUGUCUUAAAUUAAGCGGAUAGGUUAAAUUGCGUUGGAGAAUUGGGAUUUGAUGUGACAUUGCGUACAUUUUUUCCUUGCUAGUCUGCACACACAUCUCAGGUGCGACUCGGCUGCAGCUGCUGUACAUAUUAUCAAUGUGACCCGUUUGAUGUGGCGACGCAGUGUGCGCAGAGAGGUGACAGACGAAAACCUUGACAUUCUGUUUAGGCCUAAAGCUUUUAAAUAACACAGUGUUUGUUUUCAAUUACAGAGAUCAACAGAACCGGUGGAAAGCUGCCUCGCAUUGACUGGUUUUGUACCAGUAAGAGGAGCGUUUAUUACCAGCACUACCAGUAUUAGGAACAGUAUAUACGUUCAGGAUUUGCAGCACUUUUUCUUAAAUAAUACAUGUAGCAAAAGCUUUGACCUUGAACAAGAACAGAAGAACACACAUCGGUGUAUAAAUAAGUCUCAUUAAAGUGCGGUUAAUUAAAUUGUGCAUGUUCUACAGUGCGUGGUUUAUAUACCUGUACUUAUUAUCAGAACACACACACACACACACACACACACACACACACACACACACACACACACACAACCCCCCCCCCCCCCCCAAUAUUUAUUUGGCAAUUGAAUUGCAAUAUUUAAUUCCAAAUAAAUAACAAUAAUAAAUCAGUCGUCUUCUAUAAGUUUUCACUGACUUCAACACAUUUUAAAACUAAUAUUUUGCAGGGGCUGUGCCCCCCAGACCACCCCUAAAGGUAACUAAUUCUACCCCCGCGCUGUUGUUAUCUCUGGGUCAUCAUGGGGCAUGCCGAUGACGGACCUAAACAUUUGGGGGGCACUAAAAUGAAAACACGAGGAAAAAUAAAUCCUGGUUUAGACUACAGAUACUCAUACUGCAAUAUGCAUGACCUUGACAACCAGGGAAAAGGCCAUGACAGGUGCAUGCUGAUGACCUCAUGAGCAGUGUUGAUCUUGUUUUUGUUUUUCACUUUAUAUUGUGUGGCUACGAGACUGUGCUUACCAGCCCAAAGCUGCAGCAUUAUUCUUUACCAGAGAGUGCAGUUAAAUGUACAUAGUCUCUGCAGGGUUCCAAGUCAACAAGUAAUGUCUCAGCCGUGGUUCUUGUAUUCAGUACUGUGCGUUUUGUUUUUUCUGUGCAGUAAGUCGGUGUUAAGGUGCUUUCACCUGCAUUCAGAGCGCCUCUUCUUCUCUAGCUGCCUGCCAUAUGAUUCAGCAGAGCUUAUCUUAGAUAGCCGCUACAGAGCAUUUCUAUCGUGAAGCGUGUGUUAUGUUGUGUUAAGGAAAGAAUAUUUGGCAGCAGCUCUUAUUUCUGCCUGCUAUUAUUAGCACUAUAUAGAAGUGCCCUUGUGGUUUGCUAAUGUGCUUCUCCUAUUGCAUUUGAAAUGUCUGCCUUCCCCCACAGUACGGCGGAAGCUCUGCUUUGCUGUGUGUACACCUUGUCUCGUGGAGCAGCUACAACAGAGUGAAGGGGUCAUAUAGAUAGGUCUGCUCUAAUGUAGGUGCUGUGAUUACAGUGCAAAACCUACAGGCAAAGUUGAAACCCAGUGCCCUCUUACAGCUAGGAAAGGCAAGGCUGAAAAUAGCACAGCCUGAGGAAUACUGGGAUUAAUGUGGGGGAAAGUACCGUGGUAGCUGCGCAAUGUAACUCUGCAUUGCUUAAAAAAAAAAAAAAAAGCGCUUUCCCCAUUUACUAAGCAAUAUAAAUGUUACUAACAUAAGCAAGGAAGGAAAGGAAAAGUACUGAAGGAUCCCCCCCACUCAUUAGCAUCACAAAAGGCUGCAAACAGUAGCCUGCAGCUCUGCAAAUCUCUGCUGCACCCCUUCUUAUCCCAGCUCCAUUCUUUACCACACAGAGCACUUUCCUUCACUUGCCUGGCACACUCUUAUGGGUACGGCCUUUCCAAAACAAUAACGUUGCCAUGUUAUUACGUCUGUUGUAAAGCUGCAUUUAUUUGCUUAAGCUUCUUUUUGAUUGAUAUGGAUGGAUUUGGAUUAAGCAGUUUUUCUCCAGAAUUUUUUUUUUUUGUAAUCAUGGUUUAAUGAUUUUUAUUCAUGCAAUUGAGUACAGUAUAUGGCCUUUACAAAUUACAAUGACUUGUUUAAAAAAAGAUAAUAACCGCAAACUAAUCACCACCUUUUUUUCCAAUUAAACCAAUGGUAUUCACAAGAGGUCUAUUGUCUCGUCCAAAUGGCCGGACGACGGGCCUUCAAAUCAAGUGUAUUUGAGCCCAAUGUUUCAACUUUGACCGAACUUCAUAAACAUGAAACAAAUACCAUUUUUUACAGAGUCUGUGUCAUGGAGGUUUGUCCUGAACCAUGGAAGUUAUUAUGAUGAUAUUAUGGAAUGUAAUCGUUGUACAACUUUUCUUUGCUUGAUUAGUCGGAGAACACCAGCUGACUGGUCAUAAGGUUGCAGUGAAGAUCCUGAAUCGGCAGAAGAUCCGAAGCCUGGAUGUGGUGGGGAAGAUCAAACGAGAGAUUCAGAACCUCAAGCUCUUUCGCCAUCCUCACAUCAUUAAACUGUCAUCAGCACACCCACCGACUUCUUCAUGGUUAUGGAAUAUGUGUCUGGAGGGGAGCUAUUCGAUUACAUCUGUAAACAUGGACGGGUGGAAGAUACAGAAGCACGUCGCCUUUUCCAGCAGAUAAUCUCAGCCGUGGAUUACUGCCACAGACACAUGGUGGUCCACCGUGACCUGAAACCAGAGAAUGUCCUUCUUGAUGCCAACAAGAACACCAAGGUAGCCGACUUUGGUCUCUCAAACAUGAUGUCAGAUGGGGAGUUCCUUCGAACCAGCUGUGGCUCCCCCAACUACGCAGCUCCAGAGGUGAUCUCAGGCAGGUUAUACGCCGGCCCUGAGGUUGAUAUUUGGAGCUGCGGGGUCAUCCUGUAUGCUCUCCUAUGCGGCACGCUGCCAUUCGAUGAUGAUCACGUCCCCACGCUCUUCAAGAAGAUCCGAGGAGGAGUCUUCUAUAUCCCCGAAUACCUGAACCGCUCAGUAGCAAGCCUCCUAAUGCUGAUGCUGCAGGUGGACCCACUCAAGAGAGCCACCAUCAAAGACAUCAGGGAAGACGAGUGGUUCAAGCAGGACCUGCCCAGUUACCUGUUCCCUGAGGACCCGGCCUACGACACCGACGUGCUAGACGAGGAGGCGGUGCGGGAGGUGUGCGAGAAGUUUGAGUGCACCGAGUCAGAGGUGAGCAACAGCCUGUACAGCGGGGACCCCCAGGACCAGCUGUCCGUGGCGUACCACCUCAUCAUCGAUAACCGGCGCAUCAUGAACCAGGCCAGCGAGUUUUACCUGGCCUCCAGCCCCCCCGCCGGCUCCUUUAUGGACGACAGCAUGCAGCUGCCCCCCGGCAUCAAACCCCACCCAGAGCGCAUGCCCCCGCUCCUCGCGGACAGCCCCAAGGCACGCUGCCCCCUCGACGCCCUCAACACCACCAAGCCCAAACCCCUGACAGUCAAGAAGGCCAAGUGGCACCUGGGCAUCCGUAGCCAGAGCAAGCCCUACGACAUCAUGGCAGAGGUGUACCGGGCCCUGAAGCAGCUGGAGUACGACUGGAAGGUGGUGAAUCCGUAUCACCUGCGAGUGCGACGGAACAAUCCUGUGACAGGGAACUUUGUGAAAAUGAGCCUGCAACUGUACCAGGUCGACAACCGCAGCUAUCUCCUGGACUUCAGGAGCAUCGACGAUGACGUCAUUGAUCAGAAGUCGGGCUCGUCGACCCCCAAGCGCUCCGGGUCCUUGGCUGGUCUCCACAGACCCCGGCUGAGCCUCGACGCAGCGGCCAGCGACGGCCUGUCCCUCGGAGGCUCUCUCACGGGCUCGCUCACAGGCAGCACCCCCUCCAUCACACCGCGCCAGGGCAGCCACACCAUGGACUUCUUUGAGAUGUGCGCCAGUAUCAUCACCAUGCUGGCUCGCUAGCUGGGAUCCAGGACCAUCGAUGGUGUCUGUAUCCGCGUUAUAGCAACGGGAAUUUUUAUUUGAUUAGAUUUUCUAGCGAGUCCUGUGAGUAUGUGAUAUGACCCGUUUGUGUUUGACAAAUCCACGCCCACGCAUUGUUUUAUACUUGAUUUUUAAUUUAAUUACAUUUUUUAACCAUUUAAAAAAAAAAUGAAAUUAGUAACACUAAAUAAAGUGUUCAGUCACAUCUUAUAUAUUCUAAUUUUAAAAUACUGUUAUUAUAAAUGAAUAUCGUUUUUAUAUUCAAUCACUUAUUUAUUUGAUCACUUAUUUAACAACACGUUAUUGUAGGCAUUUGAAAAGCCAAACCAAAAAUACAUGAACAAAAACAAAUAAUGGAAUUGCUUUUCUGUACAUGGGAUGAUGCUCAGUAACCCUAUUGUUUUCUCUAUCUACAGUGCAGACAAUCAGUUCAACCCAAACUCAGUUUCUCCGUCUCUCAGUUAAGAUGGGACUUGCUAUUCACCCAUCCAAGUUUUGCAUGAGUGGUUACGAGGAAACACAGCUCAUUAACAGCACAUGGAAAGCAGAGAUAUAAAAAUGCUUGAGUAGAGAUUAAAAUAAUCUCUCCUAGUUUUCCACCCUAAUCUCAUGUGCCGUACAGCACAGUUACUCAAAUACAGUACAAUACUUCAACAAGGGGGCACAAUGCCCUCAGUUUCAUCGCAAAUGUGCAAUGCUAGCAUGCCUGGAGAGCUUGAUUUCCUCUGCCCAUUAUUUGAGAUACCUCAGAUAGGAUUUAAUACUGUAGUCAGAUUUGUAAUACUGUUUAUGAUGUUUUGGAUUGUAGUCUGUUGCUCUGUAUAGCAUUAUUUGACUCUACAUUAUUAUUAUUAUUAUUAUUAUUAUUAUUAUUAUUAUUAUUAUUAUUAUUAUUAUUAUUAUUAUUAUUAUUUUAAAUGUGUGUCAGUAAUUAGUUGAGGUUUAUAUUCUAUUUCAAUGGGUCAGUGUUUCAAUAGAUAGUGGCCACAUGGUCUACGGGUUGGUAUUUGAAGAAUCUCAGUUGAAUGGUUGGACUGACUGUGAUGCAAUAUCACUUUUCAAAACUCAAUAAUCCACUUUACAAACACCCCCGGUUCCUUUGGAGAAUGGAGGUUUCACUCCAUAAACAGGAAAAAAAAGGUAUUUUAUUUAUUUGUUCAUUUAUAAUGAAAUUCGCCCUGGCUUGCCAAACAUAUGUCAAAUACAAGCCAAUAAUUUUAAAGACAGUGCGGUACUUUCAAUGUUAGCAGUGCCCCCAGAGGAUAUUGUAAGACCUAAGAAGUGUCUGUGCCUAUUUUAUUACCCAUUUUUAUUUGCUUGGAGUCUGAACCAUAUAAAUUGAUAGCUGAUGUAUGGUAGCCUGACACACUGUACUGGGAUAGAUCAGGAGACGUGUGUUUCCAUCUUCGGCAGUUGAGUGCUGACACUAGUGUUCCAGUGUCCACACUGUCGCAGUAAUACCAGUCUGCCCUCUGCCUGUUAUAGUAGACUUGUGGAGGCUAAAUGGAUUUACCUGAGCAAUCAGUACUUGGUAAAGUCAAUCAAACAUGCAUUCAAUCAAACGGUUUGCUGCACAAUCCAUCUGUAUGCAGCUUCUUCAUUAAUGUUAUUUAUCUACUGUAUAUAAAUGAAACAGGUUCUGGUUGUGAUAAAUAAUGAGCUUUCAACUUCUUCAGAUGGAAAUGCAGUUCUGAAUGAUACACUGCUGGGGUUGCAUUGCAUUUGAAGUGUCUGUUCAGACGCAGGAAGCAAAUGCAUGGCAAUUGAUGACCCUCUUGAGUUCUAGACCCUAGAAUUCCCUGUGCUGAAGCAAUCACUACUACUGUAGCUGCUACAAUCUAUUGCCUCCAGAGGCUGUCCUGGGUUUGAAUUGAAAACAGCUGUCGUCUGAUUGUAUGCAAACCAAACCACUUUGUUCUAUUGUCAGGGGGGUAUUCACUUAAAUAACUAACAUGCACAUUCCAGUUAGUGUGUUAAGAGUGCCUCUGUAUCUGCAAUGCGUACAGUAUUGCGGUGGUAACAGUGCAUAACAGUAGACUUUACUGUGCUCUUUCUCAAUCAUCAUGCAUUACUGGUACUGCACUCCCGGAUAGACAUUUCUCAGAUCUCAUUUUUUUACAAGCAACAAAAUCCCAGACAGAUUGGGUGUUCUGUUUUCCCUUGUGCAUUGCUUAUAUUACAAAAGCAAACAGAACCUUUCUCUGGAACCUUGUAAGGGAAUAAUCUCAAGACACUUCACAAAGUCAAAAUAUCAGUGAUGAUAACCCUGGCAAACACAGUAAGCUUGGGUUCGGAUCUGCCCCAGGAAAGUUAAAGGCGUCCUCUGCUUCAAGUGUACAGGAAUACAAAACCAAGGACAGCCACUGAAGUUGCCUUAAAAGUACAUUUAUUUUUUCCUCAUUGUUACAGACGCUCAUUUUAGUACUGUACCUAUUUAUUUAUGUGCAUUGAUUGUUGUUCAUUUAUGUGCAUUGAUUGUUGUUCAUUUAACCUCACCGAUCAAACUAACUGUGCCGGGGUGGAGAGAAGUAAGCAGUGCAGCUCAGCGUGCAAUAGAAUCACAGCUGCACAUUGCAGGAGGGGAGCAACUACGGCUGUAAAGGUUUUAACGAAAAUAUAAACGGUUGUUUUUCACUAAACCUUUAACAAAAAAUGUGUUGUUUUAUGAGGACUCUUCCACUGAUUUAAAAACUUUUCUUGAUCACCUUAGGUAAGGUAGUCCAUGACUAGUGCUAAUCGGGGGUCUGUUCAGUACAGACUGGACAGGGUGAUAGGAAGCAUUGGUGCCCCCCUGUGGGAACUCCUGGCAUUGUUCACCUCCAGCCAUUGAUCCUACAGUUGAUGAACAUCUGUGCUUCCUGUUUAGUCUCCCUGUACCGUUCGCACUGUAUGCAAGACAGCACACCCACUGAUGGCUACUGUGGAUUUGCACCAUGUUGUAUAUUUUGUUUUUGUAUGUCAUGAAAAAAAGUUUAAAGCUAUUGCAAUGUCUUUGUAAUCAAUGCAAAAAACAAACAAACACUUGAACCAAUUUAUUUUAGUUUCAUGUACAGUGCCUUUUAUUCAUUGUAUUAUGACAUGUACUAUCAUUACAGUCAAGCCAGUUUGUGUAUUCAUCUAGUACUGUGCAUGUCUACAUGGUUCUUUUUCUUCUCAAACCUUUUUAUAGUUUGGGCAUUGUAAACUACUUCAGUGCAAAUGACCUGGCAGACCUACAGACCGGCCGACAGGAAUGCCCCAGCGAUGGAUUCUGAGAGUUCUUUGCUGUUGUGCAACAUUGGGAUGCACAACAGUUGAUUUAUAUGGAAAAUUACACAAACCUCUUUACUUCUCAUGUGGCACCAACCAAAUCUUUUUUUCCAUGGUAUUUAUAUAGCCAUAAAGUUGCAUUGUUCUUUGCUGAAUAUGAACUAUUUAGAGACACAGUUCUAUCUCUUUGAUGAUGUAACAAUUUAUUACAAUUGAUAGAACACUGUUACAAAGCUUGCAUUUUGAGUUUUUGUAUCUAAAUCAAUUAUUUGAUACAGCUAACAUGUUAGCUUCUGUGUUGUUGGUGCCACUUUUUUUUUUUUUUUAACACUUAAAACCCCAGUUAAACAUAUAUAUUUUUUUAUUUAUGUAUUUAUUUUUCAAACGAUAUUUUUUGGCAAUGUGUCAAACUGUGAAGUUUUUAACAUUAUGAUUAUUAUUGGUUAAAGCUCUAGUUGGUAUGCAUGAUAAUCAUCCAGCUCCUGCAGUGUAACAGAUAAGACUCCCACCGCGGUGCACUUCAGGCCAUUCCCAGCUUCACAAUGAGCUUAAUUAGUUACAGGACAGUUUGUGGCAUCUGUAAUGUCUAGUUAAGCCCAGUUGUGACUAGCCGAGCUUAUAUGAAAGCCACAAAUGUCUCGGACUGAUCCAGAUAAGAGCCUUUUCUGUACCACUGCACUGCUGCCUCCCCGGAGUCCUGGUUCUAGGUGUUUUUUUUUUUUUGUGUGAUGUUGCUCUUAUGAUUAUUUGCACUUUAAUAAAUAUUUAUUAUAAAAAUGAA
Messenger RNA from Acipenser ruthenus (sterlet), 8262 nucleotides. RefSeq names its product 5'-AMP-activated protein kinase catalytic subunit alpha-2. Gene Ontology annotation, molecular function: protein serine/threonine kinase activity; ATP binding. NCBI's taxonomy places the organism in Eukaryota, Metazoa, Chordata, Actinopteri, Acipenseriformes, Acipenseridae. The record is from RefSeq and is a predicted model, not a curated record. Gene Ontology annotation, biological process: protein phosphorylation; intracellular signal transduction. Gene Ontology annotation, cellular component: cytoplasm. The coding region runs from base 2829 to 4211 and encodes 460 amino acids. The transcript is spliced from 8 exons.